AUGUCGGCCCCACGGUUCGGGUUUUCCGCCGGUGACUUUAUCAGCGCCGUGAAGCUCACAAAUGAUGUCAGCAAUGCCCUCAAAGAUGUUGGUGGUGCUGCAGAGAACUACCUCGAGGUUCCCACGGAGCUAGAACUACUGGGGGAUAUCCUAUCAGAGCUACAGAAAGGACGAGAUGGAGCAGUCGUGGAACAAAGCAACAAUCCUUUUGUUAAACAUGCGAAGACUCAAGUGAAGCUCAAAUCUUAA
Fusarium sp. VM40 is the source of this 249-nucleotide messenger RNA. The record is from the annotation of a GenBank genome assembly. Lineage: Eukaryota; Fungi; Ascomycota; Sordariomycetes; Hypocreales; Nectriaceae.